CUUUCAGCUGGUAUUUUGCAAUGUUCUUUACUUGGAUACUUUUCGUUGCUACGGAGUAUAUAUUUCACCAGAUGAUGCACACAUCUUCUGUAGGGAGUCGUCACAGCUGAGCUCAGAAAGAAAACUUGGCUUCAAUUUUGGAAGCUACAAAGUCACUUUAUUUUUUCUGCUAUUACAGGUGAAAGAUGAAGUCAGGGAAGGAUUAGAAUUCAUUGAUCAUGUCUACAAGACAUUUGGGUUCGCAUAUGAGCUGAAGCUAUCUACAAGACCGGAAAAAUAUCUUGGAGAUGUGGCGACCUGGGAUAAGCUAUCUACUCUUUCAGUCUUUAUGUUUCAACAAUCAAUCAUGUUCGUUGAUGGUUAUUACAAAAAAAGUCCUUCUAUAGUCUUGAAAGAAGAGAAUCAGCUAGCAGGUAUGCUCAAUUUUAACUAUGGCUUAGG
This is a messenger RNA of Cuscuta epithymum, 441 nucleotides long. The record is from the annotation of a GenBank genome assembly. Lineage: Eukaryota; Viridiplantae; Streptophyta; Magnoliopsida; Solanales; Convolvulaceae.